This is a messenger RNA of Brienomyrus brachyistius, 3874 nucleotides long. RefSeq names its product G protein-coupled receptor kinase interacting ArfGAP 2a (gene git2a). Bases 395 to 2677 code for a protein of 760 amino acids. The transcript has 20 exons. Gene Ontology annotation, biological process: regulation of ARF protein signal transduction; brain development. Gene Ontology annotation, molecular function: GTPase activator activity; protein binding. The record is from RefSeq and is a predicted model, not a curated record. Lineage: Eukaryota; Metazoa; Chordata; Actinopteri; Osteoglossiformes; Mormyridae.
GUUCUUGACCCAGGACUCUGUACAGUCCUGUCUAUCAAAGGCAUCGUAGAGAUUUAGCGCAGCUUCCGGCUGUGGUUUCAACUUUACGUUACGUAUAUUCCGUAAUUUCCUUUCCGGGAUAAAAUAGGUCUCCGCGGUAGUUGUCGUCGGUUGGAGUUUCCGUCUUGUCGCAGCUGUUGGCUUUCAGCUCGUGCAGUACAAUACAAAAAGAGCGGGUGGAAAGAUAUAUACAACUAUCUGUUGCUAACUAGUAUAAUUUACGCUUUGCACGCUGGACUUAAAUCGGGAUAUAUUUCCACAUGCCGUAGCUAUCAUAUGACUGCAUAAAUAAGGCAAGUUUGUCUUCUUUAAGGAAAAAACCUUUAAAGGCCUUUUUUAGGGGGCGGGGGGAAGGAUGUCGAAACGGGUCCGGAACAGCGAAGUCUGCGCCGACUGCAGCGGUCCGGAACCUCGCUGGGCCUCCGUGAACCGGGGCGUGCUGAUAUGCGACGAGUGCUGCAGCGUCCACCGGAGCCUGGGCCGCCACAGCUCGCAGGUUCGCCACCUGACACACACGCCCUGGCCGCCCACUCAGCUGCAGAUGGUUCAGAUGCUAUACAACAAUGGGGCAAAUUCGAUAUGGGAGCACUCUUUGCUGGAUCCAGCUUCCGUCAUGAGCGGGAAGCGGAAGGCCAUCCCUCAGGACAAAGUGCACCCAAACAAAACGGAGUUUAUAAAAGCCAAAUACCAAAUGCUUGCGUUUGUUCAUCGCAUGCCGUGUCGAGAUGACGACAGCUUUACAGCGAAGGACCUCAGCAAGCAAUUGCACUCGAGUGUGCGAACUGGUAAUCUGGAGACGUGUCUGAGGUUACUGUCCCUGGGAGCUCAGGCCAAUUUCUUCCACCCGGAAAAAGGGAACACUCCACUGCAUGUGGCUGCCAAGGCAGGCCAAGUCUCCCAGGUAGAGCUGCUCACGGUUUAUGGCGCUGACCCAGGGGCUCCGGACAGCAAUGGCAAAACGCCAAUCGACUAUGCAAGACAAGCAGGCCACCACGACUUGGCUGACAGGCUGGUGGAGAUUCAGUAUGAGCUUACAGACAGGUUGGCGUUUUACCUGUGCGGGAGGAAACCAGAUCACAAAAAUGGACAGCACUUCAUUAUCCCCCAGAUGGCCGACAGCAGUCAGGAUUUAUCGGAAUUGGCAAAAGCUGCAAAAAAAAAGCUCCAGUCUCUCAGCAAUCACCUCUUUGAAGAGCUGGCGAUGGACGUGUACGACGAGGUGGACAGGAGGGAGACAGACGCCGUAUGGCUGGCCACUCAGAACCACAGUACCCUGGUGACAGAAACAACAGUGGUGCCUUUCCUUCCUGUGAAUCCAGAGUACUCGUCAACAAGAAAUCAGGGACGGCAGAAACUCGCCAGGUUCAACGCGCACGAGUUUGCGACGCUUGUCAUCGACAUCUUGAGUGAUGCCAAACGGCGGCAGCAGGGGAGCUCGGUCACCAGUCCCAAAGAAAAUGUGGAGCUAAUUUUGAAGAACGUGAGCAGCAGGCAUGGAAGCGAAGGCCAGGACAAUGAUCAGCCGGACUAUGACAGUGUGGCAUCGGACGAGGACACGGAUCCGGAUGCUCCUACUGGGAAAGGAAACCGGACCAAGAGCGUGGACUCGGACCUGUCGGACGGGCCCAUCACGGUGCAGGAGUUCCUGGAGGUGAAGAAUGCUCUGUCGGCCUCAGAGGCCAAGAUUAAGCAGCUGAUGAAGGUGAACAGCAGCCUGAGCGAGGAGCUGCGGCACAUGCAGAAAAAGCUUCAGUCACUGCAAAGCGAGAACACGUCUCUAAGGCGGCAGGUCACAGCCAAUACGUAUCAGGCCCCCCCUGGUGGUUCUGAGCAGCCCGACCCCGCAGGCCCGAAACGCUGCCCGACCGUGCGUGGCAGCCGGCCCAUGUCUAUGUAUGAGACCGGCUCGGGUCUGAAGCCCUAUCUCCCCAAGGGAGAAGCCCCCUACCCAGAAGAGAGUGUUUCCACUCCGCAGCCCCUCCCACCUCAUACCUCCGCGCUGGAGAAGCAGAGCAGCGUGCCGGACAGUGACUAUGACAACACCGGCAACAAUGUGGAACCAGACGAUUUAGGAGUCAUUCGGAGAGGCAAGUUAAGGAGCGCCGAGCCGGACGACGAGCAGGUGGAGCCGGACCCCACCCUGCCCAGCACCGAAGACGUCAUCCGCAAGACGGAGCAGAUCACAAAGAACAUCCAGGAGCUGCUGCGGGCCGCCCAGGAGAACAAGCACGAGAGACCGUUUGAGCGUGAGAGCGAGGGCCCCCGUCGUCUCAGGCACAGCCUGGGCUGCUUCGGCACCCUGGUGCCCUGGGUCGAGAAGGACCCCCCCCUGGGCCCCCAGCGGCCUGAUCCAGCCUCCUGCUUCAUACCGUGCUCAGAAAGAAUACAUGUGGCUGUAACGGAAAUGGCUGCCCUCUUCCCCAAGAGGCCACGCUCGGAGACGGUGCGCAGCUCCCUGCGCCUGCUCACCUCCAGCGCCUUCCGACUGCAGUGUGAGUGCAAGGCGGCAGCGGUGCCGGAGGGGGGGACGAUGCCCGACACACAGCUGGUCACCCAGCAGGUCAUCCAGUGCGCCUAUGACAUCGCGAAGGCUGCCAAGCAGCUGGUCACUAUCACCACCAAAGAGAACAGCAUCUGAGCUCUGCCUCUCAGCUUUCCCUUUACUAUUUAACAAUUGGAGCCAUUAACUUUUGUGUUUUUUUUUUUCUUUCCUAUCAGUAUUAAUAUUUGCAUGUUUUUUUUUUUUUAAUUUAAAGAACAAAGAUCAAGGUUCCCAGCUACUAUAAACAAACACCAGAUCCUGUUUUACGCUGGUUUGAAGUGGUAGGUGGAGUUCAGUGUUGUCAGGAAUUGUAGAGAUGCAGUGUUACUUUUAUUUUGAUACAAUGCAUUACAGGUUGCGACAGCAAACCACCACUGUGGAUUACAUAUUCAGUAGCGUUUCUUUACAAAGACCGGAAUAGCAGCUACCAUUUCCUCCCUCCCCCCGCUCUCCCUGUCUGGUUUUGCACUGGUACAUGUGCAUUUAAUGUGGUUUCUUUCUAGGUAAACUGUGUCAUUUUAACAGCUCAAACAGCACAUUGUGCCACAGCAGAGAAUCAUCAGAACUUUUAAGGAAACCAUAGCUCAGCGAUUUACAUACAUUGGCUCGAAUACCUCACCUGUUGCGUGUAAAUGAUCCCCUGCUUACACAAAACAUUAAAAAGCAGACCUCAUUCUGGUCAGUGUUCAUUCGUCCAGAUCAGUCCAACCGAUAGAUGAGGUGCUCAGUAAAACUGGGAGACUAACUUAACAUUCUGAGCCUCAGACUCUGAUAUUCAGCUUUUUAAAUGUCAGCGUUCACUCUUGCUUCUCUCAUUCCAAAAUACUUCGCUUGUGCAGCAGGAUGUUAGUCUUCUAACAGAAUAUCCACCAGCGAUGGGAUGGACGUUUGUGCGUUAAUCCUCCGUGCCGUAUGUUGUGUGUUGUCCCUCAAGCUGCUGGUAACUUGUGCAUCUAAAGCCGUGCGAUUGUAGCGUUUUCCUCUACCAGAGAAUCCAUCUUUCUGUGUUUCACACCUUAGUGUUAUACUUGAAACCCGCAAUCCAGGAAGUGUCUGCCUGCCCGCCCCCAUGCUUGGGGGUGGGUCCUGCACACAGGUGUGUUAGUCGUGUAGUGCUCACGGCUGUGGUGGGAAACUUGCCUUUUAUUUUUUAAUAAACUAUUUAUAACCUUAACCUCAGACAUUUUGUUUUUGACCUUUUACUGUACAAAUGUGUUGUAAAGUUCUUCCCUGUACUAUAUUUGUCUGAAGUGUACUGUAAACCAGGCUUCAAAUUAAACAUCUAUGAGACAA